Messenger RNA from Phragmites australis (common reed), 3366 nucleotides. RefSeq names its product alpha-L-arabinofuranosidase 1-like. The transcript is spliced from 21 exons. Gene Ontology annotation, biological process: L-arabinose metabolic process; transmembrane transport. The record is from RefSeq and is a predicted model, not a curated record. Gene Ontology annotation, cellular component: membrane. Lineage: Eukaryota; Viridiplantae; Streptophyta; Magnoliopsida; Poales; Poaceae. Gene Ontology annotation, molecular function: alpha-L-arabinofuranosidase activity; channel activity. The coding region runs from base 532 to 3060 and encodes 842 amino acids.
CCGCUCGAACGAAUCAUCACCCCCCUUCCUUUCUCUUCCCACUCACCUGGCGGUCGCCGGCCGAGCGCGAGGCCACCGAUCAAUCGACGCCCUCCUGCCUUGGUCUCAGAGUGUCGCACGAUCAUCGAACCCUCUCCGCAGAAAGUGCCUCCGUCCAGGCGACCUCUCGUUUGGUGGUUUAUUUCCCAGAACUGCUGGGGGCUCAGGUGUUCAAUUGAAACCCCGCGACCCUCGUUUAGGUUCAUCCCUGAAGUCAGUUCUUGGCAAAAUUUGGGAAUUCUGACAUGCCCUGGAGAUCUGCUACCGUUCCAUGUUCGGCCAAACAAUAACAGUGGUACUGUACUAGCUUGAUUCUGCCAAGUGUGGUAUGUGAUUGCUGUCGUUCAGAAUUCAGAAGUUCAAGGGGUUACUGUUGCAGAUUUAGCAUUGUUUGCUACAACGUUGCUGGUGUUUCAGACUUGCAGUAUGUGUAUUUGGGCAUAGAGAGAUUGCAUUGAGCUAGUGCUUUAGUCUCAGCUGUGAUAGGUCGCAAUGGGGGUUCCAAGGGCCUGUUCGGUUUGCUGGCUGUUCCGUGCGCUGGUUCUUGUUUGCACCUUGUAUCUGAUACUCUCUGUUGGAUCAGUGGCAGCUCAAACUGCUCAAUUGAGUGUGGAUGCUUCACCUCAGAAUGCUCAGAUGAUCCCUGGAAAUAUGUUUGGCAUCUUUUUUGAGGAGAUCAACCAUGCCGGAGCUGGUGGAUUGUGGGCAGAACUUGUAAGCAACAGAGGUUUUGAAGCUGGCGGUUCUAAUACUCCUUCAAACAUUGACCCAUGGUUGAUUAUUGGGGAUGAAUCAAAUAUUAUUGUGGCAACAGAUCGGUCAUCGUGUUUUCCUGGUAACCCAAUUGCACUUCGAAUGGAAGUACUUUGUGAAGCUAGUGGAACUAAUACAUGCCCAUUAGGAGGUGUUGGAAUCUACAAUCCUGGUUACUGGGGCAUGAACAUUGAGAGAGCGAAGGUUUAUAAAGUUAGCAUGUACAUUAUGUCAUCAGACUCGGUGGAUCUGACAGUUUCUUUGACAAGUUCAGAUGGUCUUCAAAAUCUAGCUGCUCAUGCCAUCAUGGCUGACAAGGGAGAUUUUGCAGUGUGGACGAAGGUUGAAUUCGAUUUGCAAUCAAAUGAAAGAAAUACUAAUUCAAGGCUUCAGCUUACAACCAGCAAAAGUGGCAUAAUUUGGUUUGAUCAAGUGUCACUUAUGCCAUCAGAUACUUACAUGGGACAUGGUUUUCGUAAAGAUCUUGUCUCUAUGCUGGCAAAUCUGAAGCCUCAAUUUCUAAAGUUUCCAGGUGGCAACUAUGUGAUGGGGAAUUAUUUAUUAAAUGCAUUCCGUUGGAGUGAAACUGUUGGACCAUGGGAAGAGAGACCUGGUCACUUCAAUGAUGCUUGGGGCUACUGGACUGAUGAUGGACUUGGAUUUUUUGAGUUCCUCCAACUAGCAGAAGACCUUGGUGCUUGCCCAGUUUGGGUGGUCAAUGAUGGGGCCAGCCUUAAUGAAGAAGUUCCAUCUGCAACAAUAGCCGCUUUCGUAAAGGAUGUUGUUGAUGGUAUUGAGUUUGCCAGGGGAGACAUCCAGACUACAUGGGGUUCAGUUCGUGCAGCAAUGGGACAUCCAGAGCCCUUUCAGCUUUAUUAUGUUUCAAUAGGGAAUCAAGAAUGUUCGAGGCACUACUAUAAAGAGAACUAUGUGAAGUUCUAUUCUGCGAUAAAAGCAUCAUACCCAGACGUCAAAGUCAUAUCUAGCUGUGACAGAUCUACUAUUUCACCACUCAACCCAGCUGAUCUAUAUGAUGUUCAUGUCUAUGCCUCAUCUGGUGAUAUGUUUUCCAAGUCCAGAAUGUUUGAUAACGCAGGUCGCAGUGGACCCAAGGCAAUUGUUAGUGAGUAUGCUGUGACUGGAAAUGAUGCUGGCCGAGGAACGCUCAUAGCUGCUUUAGCUGAAGCUGCGUUUCUCAUUGGACUAGAAAGAAACAGUGAUGUGGUUGAGAUGGCAAGUUGUGCCCCACUCUUUGCAAAUGACAACGAUCGCAGGUGGAAUCCAGAUGCCAUAGUCUUUAACUCAUGGCAACACUAUGGAUGUCCAAAUUACUGGAUGCUACACUUCUUCAAGGAUUCAAGUGGCGCAACGCUUCACCCCGCGACCAUUCAACUGUCAAACUAUGAUCAAUUGGUCACAUCUGCUAUCACUUGGAAGAAUCCCCAAGAUGGAAACACUUACCUGAAAAUAAAGGUUGUCAAUUUCGGUAACCAAGUUGUGAGUCUCAAUAUAUCUGUAACUGGGCUGGAAACUGAGAUUCAGACAUUUGGGUCCAUAAAGACGGUUCUCACGUCUGGUAGGCUGCGGGAUGAGAACUCCUUCCAACAGCCAGACAAGCUGGCCGUGUACGGCGCGCUCGGCCUCGGCGGGAAGCCCGAGGGCGAGGCCGCCAAGGUCGCGCUGUCCGUCGUGUACAUGUUCAUCUUCGCCUGGCUCGAGGCCGCCACGGGCGGCGCCUCUUACAACCCGCUCACCGUCCUGGCCGCUGCCCUCGCCUCCCGCGGCGGACCCGCCGUCUACCUGUUCACUGCCUUCGUGCGAAUCCCUUCCCAGGUGAUUGGGGCAAUUCUUGGAGUAAAGCUCAUCCGAUUAGCUUUCCCUAAUGUUGGUAAAGGAGCCCGCUUAAAUGCUGGUGCUCAUCAUGGAGCAUUAGCUGAAGGAUUAGCGACUUUCAUGGUUGUUAUGGUGUCAGUGACUCUUAAGAAGAAGGAGAUGAAAAGUUUCUUUAUGAAGACAUGGAUCACGAGCGUUUGGAAGAACACAAUUCAUAUCCUUAGCUCGGAUAUAACUGGAGGGAUUAUGAACCCUGCAUCUGCUUUUGCUUGGGCAUAUGCUCGAGGAGAUCACACGACAUUCGACCACCUACUCGUAUAUUGGCUGGCGCCCCUCCAAGCAACCCUGCUAGGAGUAUGGGUAGUGACAUUCUUAACUAAACCCAAGAAGAUCAAGGAGCAAGAAGCAGAUGAAAACAAGACAAAGAAGGAGUAGAGUAUUGUUGAAUUAGUAUCCACCAUUUGUUGUGGAGCUAGAACUUGAUUUCAAUUUCUUUUCACCAGACAAGAUGAAGGUUUUGAAGCUAAUCUGAUAAAUGCCCAUUUGUCAGCUUGUGAAAAGCCUCCUCGAUCUGUAUUUCUUGUAUCUGGCUUAGCUUAAAUUGUGCAGAAGCUUGUACAUAAUUGUUCCAGCCAGACAUUUGGAAACAGUAUGUGGGAGAUAAAACUGCUCAGACUCAGACUUGUCGUGUACAUUAUUGUGCACAAGAUCAUUGAAAGUAUCUUCAGUCUCAGUUGAUAA